GCUAUCGUAUUCCAGGAAACACCCACGCUUCCAAGAAUCAAGAAGCAUCAACUUUCAUUAUUCAUUUACUUUACGACGUCUACUGUGUUGAACGCUCUGCCAAAAGAACACAAAAUCAAGUUCGUAGUUUCUGUAGAGAUGAUCUUACGAGAAUUGUACGAAUAUUCUGUACACGCUAGCCUGUAGCUUCAUGGACGCUUUUAAAUUUUAAUGAUGAAAGAACCGGAAAAACAUUGCACAGCUUGUCAUGGUGAUUAUGCGCAUAAAUGUUUUUCUGCACAUUUUUUAUUGUUCUAUUUAGCUCCACUUCCGUUGGAAUACUUGGAAAUUAUCUGCUGUCUUCCUGGUAUUUGUCUGUUGUUAUAAUAGCAAUAGCUGAACAAGAAGCGUUUGUGUCGCGGGUAUACUGUCAAUCUUGCGCAAAAACGAACACCUGAAUUGCUGAGAGGACGAAAUCAUGAAAUGCCAUCUCUGUAAAGAAAGUAAACUUUCAAAAGAAUUUCCAUUCUACCCUUUGACAAAGAAUUGUGAUCAUCCAUUACUUCACUGCCUUGAUUGUGCAACAGAAUCUGUGAAGAAUCAUCACAAAUGUUCCCAGUGCGAGACUCCGGUGGGAGAAGACAAUGAGAUAUAUCAGGAGUAUUUAGAAACACUGGAUUUCCUCUUCCCUCCUGAAGAAGUAAAAACAGAACGCCUGCCCAACACCGCUGUUUCCGGUCAAUUUUACGUGAAAACCAUGUCUGGUGAGUCUGUGACCCUCUCGUACAACCCUUUCAAGAGAAUUCACGACAUCAAGAAGGAAGUCGAACGCCAGCUUAAAACGCCGCCUGAAAAACAACGUUUACUUUACCAGAACAAGGAGCUAAAGGUAAGAAAUAAAGAUCGUGAUUUGAUGACAUUAAGAGAUCACAAUGUUCUACCAAACAGCACAGUGCAUCUUAUCAUUGUCCUGUAUGCUGUGUCAGAUGAACUGGACAAAGUUGUUUUUGAUUUUUGCUGGGGAUUACCAAGUUCGCGAUCGUAUGACUACUUGGAUGUUUCAGUGUUUAUCUACAGUGGUAGAUCCAAUCUUGGUCACAUUUGGUACCGAAGAACCUCUCUAUUAACCUGUCCUGGUGUUGUACACUCCGGCCCAGCAGGGAUGGUUCACCUUUCCCGAGAAGGUCGACAAAAAGUCACAGUCAAUUUAAAGUCUCUUCCACAUCAUGUUGAUAAACUAGUGUUUACACUAAGUGCUUGGGCUGCACCCACAAUCUCAGAAUAUCCCUACUACAGACUCAACUUUUAUGAUGUCAACUUUCCUAACAAGCAAUUGUGCAGUGAACGGGUUGACGUCCAUACGCAAUACCACAAAUCAAUUAUUAUGUGUUGUUUGUCAAAGAAGAACGAAAAGUGGGAUGUUUUAGAAGUAAAGAAAGGUUCUGAUGGAUUUACAAGAAACUAUUACCCCUUGGAACGAAAAAUUGAAACACUCAUUAAUGAUGGAUACCUUUGAACUGCAUGUUGAGAAGUAUUCAGGUUUUUGUAGUUAAGACUGUUUAUUAUACGCAGAAUUACGUCAUGUUAAAAAGAACCCAUGGAAAGAACCUACAGAUCAACUAAACAACUGUAAUUGUUGCAUACUGUAUAUGUCUUUUAAUUUGUAGUACUAUAGGUUUAGGUAGUCUAUCUGCACCAAAUAAAUAUUGGUUCACAAUUGGCUUCUUUAUAUAUAUGUUCCAAUCUAACCAGGGAGCAGCGUGGCAGCGUCUUCA
Dendronephthya gigantea is the source of this 1754-nucleotide messenger RNA. RefSeq lists its product as uncharacterized. Bases 458 to 1495 code for a protein of 345 amino acids. The record is from RefSeq and is a predicted model, not a curated record. Gene Ontology annotation, molecular function: protein binding. Lineage: Eukaryota; Metazoa; Cnidaria; Anthozoa; Malacalcyonacea; Nephtheidae. The transcript has 3 exons.